Molecule: messenger RNA, 1054 nt
Organism: Phytomonas sp. Hart1
Lineage: Eukaryota; Euglenozoa; Kinetoplastea; Trypanosomatida; Trypanosomatidae
Source: the annotation of a GenBank genome assembly
AUGUCUUGUGUGCUCAUUGUCGGCGCUUUCUUUCCUUCAAAGUUCUAUGUGUGUUCUGACCUGUCUCUAAUUCCUUCUUCCCUUACGCAUUCCCUCCAAAGGAUAACUACACACCAAGGGGAAAAAGAAAGAAAAAGAACCAUGGUUGCCGCUACCUCCAGCAAGAUUCGCCGGAUCGGUAAGAAGAAGGGCGCAACCCUCCAGGAUGUCAGCGCGUGGCACUGGAUCAAGACGGCCGCCCGCCACUUCAAGCGUGAGGGCAACCUCUUCGUCCCGUCCUGCACGGAGCUCGUCAAAACCUCCUGCGGACGCGAGCGGGCCCCGCAGAACCCGGACUGGUAUUUUAUCCGCUGCGCUGCCGUCCUGCGCGCGAUUUAUCUUCGCCCGGGGGUCGGCUACGGCGGCCUCAGCAAGCGCUUCUCCAGCAAGAAGAACUACGGCAGCCGGCCGGAGCACAUGGUGCGCGCGGCCACCGGUCUCCUCCAUUGGUCCUGCAAGUCCCUCGCCAAGCUCGGCCUCGUCAGCGGCGGCAAGACGUCCGGGCAGUGCCUCACGAAGAAGGGGCGGAUGUUCGCCGACUCGCUGGCUUUUCAGGUCCGCGUCCGCCGCCUCGGCACGUCUAAGGAGUGAUAGGAAAGGGUAGUUUACCACUUUGUUACUGUUUGUUUGUUUUGGAUAAUGCGAUCUCGACUAAGAGAGGGGGCCAACGGGAAGUCUGCCCCUCCUUCCCCUUCAAUGUCUCUUUGUGUUCAUCUCCCUCUCUUUAAGGGAAACUCAAAUCGCUCUUUUCCCUUUUUGUCUAGAUUUAGUGAAGUUUAGGAUUUUCUUUUUAUAAUUGUAUGUUUCUCCAGUUUUCCACACUAUCAUGAUGAGAACGAGUUGUAGUGCGCUCUGAGAUCCUGACGUGAAGAGCAAAACACUUGACAGUAAAUCUAUUUGUUCCUGAAUUUGUGGAAUUCACUCUCUCUCUCUCUCUUUCGCUUUCUAAAGACUUUUUUUUGUUAUUUAUGAGGCACCUCCCUCGCUUCCAGCCGUACCCAUCGCGAUCUCCGGA